Prosopis cineraria is the source of this 2514-nucleotide messenger RNA. Its product is annotated as zinc finger CCCH domain-containing protein 29-like. The transcript has 2 exons. The coding region runs from base 168 to 2174 and encodes 668 amino acids. The record is from RefSeq and is a predicted model, not a curated record. Gene Ontology annotation, molecular function: protein binding; metal ion binding. NCBI's taxonomy places the organism in Eukaryota, Viridiplantae, Streptophyta, Magnoliopsida, Fabales, Fabaceae.
CUCUUCUUCAUCGCUGUGGGCGGGCUGAGAGGAUAAAAGGGUGGAGGCUCCUCUCUUUCCUCUUCAUUCUCUCAAUCGAGGUCUUCUCGAUUUCCCACCAUCAACAAAAACAAGAGCAAAAGGAAGAAACACUCUGAUUUUACUCUUAGCACAGAGAGGAAUUUGAUAUGUGUGGUGGCUCAAAAACUAAACUUUCUCCCUCUACUAACGAUAUGGAAAUUCGGAAGCAGAAUCGCGAUGUUCUCUGUAACAUCUCAAGUUUGCUUGAGCUGUCUGCAACCGAUGAUCUCAAAACUUUCAGAAGGGAAGUAGAAGAGAAGGGUUCUGAUGUGAACGAGGAAAGCUUUUGGUAUGGAAGAAGAAUCGGAUCAAAGAAGAUGGGAUUGGAAAAGAGGACGCCUCUCAUGGUUGCUUCUUUAUUUGGAAGCACCGAGGUGCUGAAGUAUAUUAUUGAAACUGGCAGAGUUGAUGUGAACCGGGCCUGUGGUUCUGAUAAGGUCACAGCUCUUCAUUGCGCUGUUGCUGGUGGCUCUGAAUCCUCGCUGCAGAUUGUUAAGCUCUUGCUUGACGCAAAGGCAGAUCCUGACUGCCUUGAUGCUAGCGGAAAUAAGCCUGUUAAUUUGAUUGCUCCUGCCUUUAGUCCUUCAUCCAACUCACGAAGGAAGGCGAUGGAGUCCUUGCUGAGAGGCGAUGGAUUACUUCAAAUUAUUGAACAGGAGGCUGAGCCACAGAAAUCUACAGCUCUGUCUUUAUUAUCGAAAGAAGCAGCAGAGAAGAAAGAAUAUCCUGUUGAUAUAUCUUUGCCUGACAUAAACAAUGGUAUAUAUGGAACGGAUGAGUUCAGGAUGUACAGUUUCAAGGUGAAGCCGUGUUCAAGGGCAUACUCCCAUGACUGGACUGAGUGUCCAUUUGUUCAUCCUGGGGAGAAUGCAAGGAGGAGGGACCCACGAAAGUAUCCUUACAGCUGCGUUCCUUGCCCAGAGUUCCGCAAAGGAAGCUGCCCCAAGGGGGAUGCCUGUGAGUAUGCUCAUGGUGUUUUUGAAUCAUGGCUCCAUCCUGCUCAAUACCGAACGAGGCUUUGCAAGGAUGAGACUGGAUGCUCACGGAAAGUUUGCUUCUUUGCUCACAAACCUGAGGAGUUACGCCCUGUUUAUGUUUCCACUGGGUCAGCAAUGCCUUCACCAAAAUCCUUUUCGGCUAGUGCACUUGACACAACUGUUAUGAGCCCAUUAGCUCUUAGCUCCUCUUCUUUGCCAAUGUCAACUGUUUCGACACCACCCCUGUCUCCUUUGGCUGCUUCGUCUCCCAAGAGUGGAAGCUUGUGGCAGAACAAAAUAAACCUCACCCCGCCAUCCUUGCAGCUGCCAGGCAGCCGGCUGAAGGCUGCCUUAAGUGCUAGGGAUCUUGAUUUGGAAAUGGAACUGCUUGGGCUAGAAAGUCAGGCUAACCAGCAGCAGCAACAGUUGAUAGAAGAGAUAGCUCGACUCUCUUCCCCAUCUUUCCGGAGCAAAGAAUACAGUAGGAUAGGUGAUUUGAAGCCAACUAACCUUGAUGACCUUCUGGGAUCUGUUGAUCCUUCUGUUCUUUCUCAAAUUCAUGGACUAUCAGCACAACCUUCAAUGCCUACUCAACUGCAAUCUCCAAAUGGGCUUCAGAUGCACCAAAACAUGAACCACCUUCGUGCAAGCUAUCCCACCAACCUUCCUUCCUCACCGGCAAGGAAUUCCUUGGGUUUAGGGUUUGACUCAUCGUCAGCUGUGGCAGCAGCAGUGAUGAACUCCAGAUCUGCAGCCUUCGCAAAGCGAAGUCAAAGUUUUAUUGAUCGUGGAGCGAUAUCGCCCCUCCAUUUUGGCCAAUCUGCAGCUUCCAACACCGCUUGCAGGGUUUCCUCUACACUUUCAGAUUGGAGAUCCCCUGAUGGGAAAUUGGAUUGGGGCAUGAAUGGAGACGAGCUGAACAAACUGAAGAAAUCUGCUUCUUUUGGGUUCAGAAACAAUGGAAACACUAACACAACCUCGGCACGGUCUGAAAAUUUUGAGCCGGACGUGUCGUGGGUCAAUUCGCUAGUUAAAGAUGUCCCCCCUGAGAAGCAGCAGCAAUUUGAUCCCAGUAGAGAGAGGCUUUCGCCGUGGGUGGAGCAGCUGUAUAGAGAACACGAGCAGAUUGUUGCAUAAGCAAUGGCUGCUAUGGCGACACUCCUUGAUUAUUCUGACGAAGUUUAUUUAUUUAUUUAUUUAUUAUUAUUUUGAAUUUUUAUAACUAUUCCACUUUACAUAGAGAAUAGUCAGAGAUAGGACAAGGAGUGCUGCAAAGUACAAAACCCUGUUUAAUCCAGAUAUUUGGAAGGAAGAGUAGCAACAUUCUCCUGUAAUUGUAUUAUCUGAUCAUUUCUCCUUUUCUGGGAGUCUGGUAUCAUCUUUAGCAUGGAAAAUUUUAUCGUCGCUAAAGGAGCAUGUCUCUUUUAUGCACAUCUGUGCAAGUACAACUUAUGAAAUCUUUGUCCUUUUCAGUUAA